AUGGCAAGGGCAGACGGAUCACACCUAACAGACCCAAGCGGCGCACAAGAGCCUGCGCAUGUCGCCGAUGUUGAUAUGGACUCCACUCCAGACUAUCACCACGAUUCACCGGGCAUGGCCCAAUACUCCGACUCCCCCUUUCCAGACACAAAUAUCGCCGUUCUACCCUCACCUGCGUCUCAGCCCCCCGACAAUUCAAUACGUCUGGCUGUUGACGCCCGCUCUCAAGCAAUCCAACAAACUACGUCAUCUUCUCUGACUCGUUCAUUCAAAGGCAACUACUUGACCACCGUUGCUCACAAUGCAGCAAUCACCGACACCCAUUUACACUAUGCUGCUGAUGAAGACAUCGAUUCUACCGGCGAGAGUGAUGUCAGUUUAGCUGAUUCCGGAGAUGACGACGACCCAAACGUUGCACACGACACCCUCUCAGCAAUGGAUAUCGAGGAACAGUGUGACCCUACAGAGCUUAGAAGUCAAGCCCUUACAUGGGGUAUCCACGUCGACCCCACUUUCAAUCUCACCGUGUGUCUCGACUGUGGCGUUGCGAUCCCAUGGGAGCAGGUGUAUGGCCACCGGCGCAAAAAACACAAAUCCUCAGCGACUUCCAAAAAAUCGCUGCCGUCCAAGACCAACGUUUUGAACACCCUGCGUGCGUUGGGCGCCCACCUGCCGAUGCCUUUACCAACCAGACCAGUUCCACCCAUAGACGGCAUGCGCAUCAUACCUGACUUAGUCAAGUGCACCUUCCAAGGUUGCACGUCUUCUACAUUAUUCACGUCGUUAAAACCCUUUCAUAAACACUGUGUCCAUGCCCAUGGCAAGCCUCCGCUUGCGCUUCGUUCCCACAUCAUCGCCAUCGGACACCAGAUUGGGGUCAGCAAACACUUGAUGUCGUACAUCGAGGUAGCAAGCUCUCCCUCGAUCCCACACACAGAUGCCCUUGGGACCAUUCUUGCCCACGUUGAAAAGUGUGGUCUAUACUCUAGGGACACCACAUACCAGCCUGCGACCAACAAGCGACCCAGAGGGGCCCUUUUAGCUCAGACUAACUGGGAGCCGUGCAUCGAGAACGUUGAUCUCAAAUCCCUCCGCCAAACCGCUCAGAAACCUGAAGGCGCACCCGAAUUCAAUUACCUCAUACAGCAAACGCAAUCCUACUACAAGUUCAUCGCAGCUAACCUCGGACGAUUAUCAAUUCUUACUCUUCGAGCUCUCGUGUCCACUAGCCCUUCCGGUGAUACAGAGAAAGCUCCAUUCCGCCGUCCGCAGGAAGACCCCACCCUCGAACGUUAUGCUAACUUUAUGUCUAGAUUUAUCAUCUUUCUCAUCCGCCAUCUUUGCCAGCCAGUCGAUAACUUCGAUGUACCUCUUCAUCCCCAACACAGUCAUUACUUGAAGGAGUUGUACGCUUUGUUGAAAUCUGCUUCGAGCGAUGUCUUCGUCGACGGCCAUCAACGUUGUAUAGACCUUAUUCACCGCACCGUCUUUUCACUCCUCUCUUGCGUUAGCGACGAGUUCUUGAAGAACGAAAUGAAGGACCUGUUUACCCUCUUCCUCCUAACGUAUCACUUAUCCGAUGAUCAUGGUAACACCAACCGUGCAUCUCAAGUACCGCCCACUAUUAGUCAGGCGCAGUGGUGCUUCAGAGCGACCGCGGCAUAUGAGAUCAUGCAAAUGAUGCCAUAUCACGAGAAUAACUCCUUCAAGACAUAUCAGGUUCUCGUCCAACGCUACCUCGUUGACGGCCCUCAGACUCUUUUCACAGGUCUGCGACAGAAAAUGGCCCUCUUGUCUGCGCUGUCGUAUUCGGAACCCGGACUCCCUCGCUUUGCAUGGAACCCUGAGAUGACUGUGGUGUCCAUCGACGGAUUCCCAAUACCUUUGAAAACCUUCAAACACUCAGUCGAUUUAUCUCUGGACGACAUGAAGGCAAAGAUGGACGAGUUGUUCCGCGGUUGCCAAUGGGACGACAUACUACAUUACAUCGACUCUCGUACUGACCCAAAUAACCCGGGAAAUUGGUUCACAGACAGCCCUCAAUCUGCAGAUCAAAAGACGUCUGUAUUUAACUUCAAACAGAACGGGUGGGACAAGUAUCGGCGACGUCUUAUCGAGCACCUUGCCAGAGACCCCCGAUUCUUUUCCAGAGUGGACGGCAAAUAUGAAGUUAACGCAGGAAAUGCAUGGGAAUGGAUCGCACUUUUGAACGAACUCUCUUGCAUCAUGUUCUACUGUGUGGUAUCAACGUGGGGCGGUGGAGCGCGCGGGACCGAAUGUGACCACCUCAAGUUCCAAGUCGACGGUCAAGGCGACAGACAGGUUUUCAUACUCAAUGGUCUCCUCACUAUCUCAACUACUUAUGUGAAGACCGCAAGCAUACAAGGCCAUGGUAAACUCAUUGCGCGUUGUCCAUCCCAUUCGACAUCAAGAUUGCUAUUGGUCGUAUUAGGCGUCCUAUAUCCUGCAGCCGCAGAGCUUGCUUCGUUCAUCAUGUCUGUCGACAAAGCCAAAGCGUAUCUAUCCUACGUCUUCCUUCACGAUGGCAUUCCCAUGGACACCCAUAAAUUCUCUCAAUCUAUUGGUGCCAUCACCCAGCGCUAUCUUGGACGUGCGUUAGGCAUGAGAGAUUGGAGGCAGCUCAUGAGCACCAUGCUAAUCAACAUCGCGAAAGUUAACUUUGGUAUUAUCGACGAAGAAGAUGCCCCGCUAUUGGCGAUUCACGAUGCUUUCGGUCAUUCCCAGUCGGUCGCAGAGGCCCAUUAUGCUUUACAGACAACCAAUGCACUCACCGAGAUCUCACACACCGCUGUUUCCUCGAUGCAGAGAGUCAGUAAACGAUGGCACGCAACGAUCGGGCAGUUGGAGAACGGUGCAACGGGCGUCUCCAAUGAACAAUCCUCGGUAACGCGUGAUCAUGAAGAACAACUCUUCGACCGUUUGCUCGGACCCCUGAAGACGACCAUCCACAGCGCAACUCGACAAGCAACCACAUCUAUGGGCGUCGACAUUGUCGACGAGCUCAGGAAUGUCGCAACUGGUGUGGGCAAUGGCCUCCUAAAGGGAAUGGAGGCCAUGUUUCAUCAAUACAUUCUAGCGUUGGGUGUUACUCCCAAGGCACCCCUCGGUGUCCCCCCAACGGCGUCUUUACCACGGAUUUCUGUUCAUCCCAACCUUAUAGAACGCCUACGACCGCUCUUCCCCGGACAACGAAACCCUUCGUUCACCUCACCGCAACAAGCAGAAGUUGUACAGAGUUGCACGACCAGCGACCACGUCGUUUGUGUCAUGCCAACCGGCAGCGGGAAAAGUCUAGCAUUUUUUGCUGCUCCCAUAUUACACCCCGCCAGUUUAUUCAUUGUUGUCACUCCCCUAGUCGCCUUGACGGAAGACUUGUCGCGUCGUUUGGCAAGUACUACCAUUCCCGGUGGACAGUAUCAUCACGUGAAAGACGUUUUAACGGCACAGAUAGUUAUCGUAUCGGCGCACCAAGCAGGAACGGACGAGUUCUACCAAUGGGCAAACUCCAUGAGUUAUAGACUCAGGCGUGUUUUUAUUGAUGAGGCGCACCAUGUUUUCACUUCGGACGACUAUCGCCCGUGCUUCAAACUAUUCCACUUGAUAACUCGCUUGAAGAAACCGAUUACCUUUCUCACAGCGACGAUGUCACCCCAGUCUUUAUCGAGACUGUGCACUGAAAUGCAAAUCCCACCCACCAUGGUCCGCGUCAUCAGAGCUCCGUUACAUCGACCUAACAUACAUUACUCUGUCAUCAAAGUACCUGUGAAAGAAGUCAUCCAGAAGUUUACCGAUGUCUUCAAUUCGACCGUUCUCAACGCAAUGGACAGGGGCAUUAUAUACUGUACGAGAAUCGACCUCAUCAAGGAUCUCGCCAAAACUCUCGGCAUUCCAUACUACACCAGCAAACUCGAUGAUCAGCUGGACGAGCGCGCAAACACACAGGAGAAGAAACGAAGAUUCCAAGCCUGGCGCGACGGUAGCACACCCAAGGAGAGAUGGAUGAUCGCAACACUUUGUUUUGGCGAGGGCAUCGAUUUUCCUGGAGUCCGGGUUGUCAUCCAUCUAGAGGUGAAUAAUAUGCUACGGUUCUUGCAAGAGACCGGUCGAUUAGGAAGGGACGGGCUCCCCUCGUCUUCUGUUUUGAUUUACAGCAAACUGCCACUGUACGGCGAGCCUGACAGAGACGAGCAUCUUGGCGUACUUCCAAUGAGAGAGUUCAUUCAGACGGAUGGCUGUCGUCGCCUCACGUUUCAACAUUUUGACCCUGACGCUCACUCGUGCUCAUCAUUCGCCGGUACUCUACUUUGUGACAACUGCCAGUUCAUGAAAAAUUCUGCAGACGUCACUGUUAGGCAGGCUCUCUGGCUGCCCCGCGACACACCAUCGCUACCCACACCCAACAGAUAUCCCGCAUCAUCCUCCGGAACUGUACCGAACCCUACAAAUCAUCAACCGCCCGCCACUGAGCAUUUAACUGUGAGAGCAGUGGGGGAGGCCAUCGAUUCACAGUACUCUUCGGGUAUUGAGCAGCUGCGCGUGCUCAAGCACAUCAUCGAAGUCAUAGUCGCAUCUGGUUGCAUCGAAUGUUGGGUCAGCAACCAACACGAACUGCAUGCCCGCAAGCAUCCAAACCUUGCAGGCGUGGGUUCCAAGGCCUCGUCGCUUGUCUGCCUCAGGCGUGCGGACACGACAUAUUGGCCUUUCUGUUACAUGUGUUGGAUCCCAUUUCGUGAACCAUGCCAACAUCCGCCCCUCCAAGAAGGCUCCUUGCGCGAUCAUCAAUCAUGUCCCCACGGUGCCAAGUUUCCAUCUAUCCUUCCCCAUGCGAUCUGCGCCAUCUACUCUCAGAAGGGUUCUAUUAACAACCAUACGAAGAAUCCUUAUUUAGAUAAGAUAGCCCAGCACUUGGGCGUCGACGUCAGUAACUUCGCCAACUUGGCCGCUCUGCAGAAGUGGCUCACUCAUCACCCCACGCGUGCUGACGAGAUCCCCCGGUGCCACGCCUUCAUCAUUGCGUUUUACAAGGAGUUUCGUAUGCUACCUACACCCUCCACUAACGAUGUGCAUAUGACGGACGUUCGAACGCAUGAUUAA
Molecule: messenger RNA, 5115 nt
Organism: Suillus fuscotomentosus
Lineage: Eukaryota; Fungi; Basidiomycota; Agaricomycetes; Boletales; Suillaceae
Exons: 5
Coding region: 1-5115 (1704 amino acids)
Biological process (GO): double-strand break repair via homologous recombination
Cellular component (GO): nucleus; cytoplasm; chromosome
Molecular function (GO): 3'-5' DNA helicase activity; ATP binding; nucleic acid binding
Source: RefSeq, a predicted model, not a curated record